Messenger RNA from Diabrotica balteata, 2692 nucleotides. The record is from the annotation of a GenBank genome assembly. NCBI's taxonomy places the organism in Eukaryota, Metazoa, Arthropoda, Insecta, Coleoptera, Chrysomelidae.
GACAUGUCAAAGGUCAGUCAGUGGAAAGGUGUGGAGUGUAAACGGAUUUUACACUGUUUAAUGUUCUCGUCGUGAAAUAAUUAGUCCGUUCUAAAUGUUGUAUUAGUGAAGUGUUUUAAUGAAAUCAGCUUUCGAUUUCUAAAUUGGAUUAGUCCCAGCUAGCAAAAUGGCUUCUGGAGACACAAUCGAAACUAUUCAAACUAUGGAUACAUUUCAAAUGACAAAUAUGAAUAGCUCCAAGGAUAUUCCAGGAUUUCGUGAAUCAUCAGAAACGGAAGAAAUUGAUGACAAAGAUGAUAAUUCGGUGGCGUUCAAAAGCGUACAAGACAUUAACCAAAAAACUCUUCCAAGUGAUAAUAAACCUAAAAAUGAAAGAGAAAGAAAAAUCGGUCAUCGGCGGGUUGGCGUGGGUGGUGAAAUCACAUACAAGAAAAUUCAGUCAACGCAAAUUAUGGGUUCGAUUCAACUGGGCAUCCAGCAUGCUGUUGGCGGUUUGGCAUCGAAACCUGAAAGAGAUCUCUUGAUGCAAGAUUUUAUGACGGUGGAAACGACAAAUUUUCCUAGCGAAGGAUCAAAUCACACGCCAGCUCAUCAUUAUUCGGAGUUUAAGUUCAAAAAUUACGCACCUAUAGCUUUCAGGUACUUCCGAGAUCUAUUUGGUAUCCAACCCGAUGACUUUUUGAUGUCAAUGUGUAACACGAGAUUAAGAGAAUUAUCGAAUCCCGGUGCUAGCGGUUCCAUUUUUUAUGUUACUUUCGACGAUGAAUUCAUCAUUAAAACGGUUCAACAUAAAGAAGGAGAGUUUUUACAAAAAUUGUUAGCAGGAUAUUAUAUGAAUCUCAAUCAGAAUCCUAGGACGUUAUUGCCGAAGUUCUUCGGACUUUAUUGUUAUCAAUGUAAUAGUAAAAAUGUAAGACUGGUCGUCAUGAAUAAUUUAUUACCUAGUAGCAUUACUAUGCACCAGAAGUAUGAUCUUAAGGGCAGUACCUACAAAAGAAAGGCUUCAAAGGCAGAACGAGCCAAAAGAGCCCCGACUUAUAAAGAUCUGGACUUCAUGGAGCAUCAUCCUGAAGGUAUAUUCAUGGAGGCGGAUACUUAUAAUGCUUUAACGAAAACAAUUCAUAGAGACUGUAGAGUAUUAGAAAGUUUUAAAAUUAUGGAUUAUAGUUUAUUAUUAGCAAUACAUAAUUUGGAUCAGGCGCAGAAAGAAAAAAUGGAACGAAAAUCUCAAAGUAACAUAGAUAGGUUAGUACCUGAGGGCCAGCUAGGCGAUACUAGUUCGGCUCUAAUUCUCGAAGAAAGGGAGAGAGAAAAAGAAGACAGAAUGGGAGCUGCAGGUGCAUUAAACCGUAGCAAAUCGAUAAAUAGACAAAGGCUGGUUGCACAUUCCACUGCUAUGGAGAGUAUUCAGGCUGAAUCUGAACCUAUAGACGAGGAUGACGAUACACCACCCGGCGGUAUUCCGGCAAGAAACGCAAAGGGUGAACGUCUUCUCUUAUUUAUAGGAAUAAUUGAUAUUUUGCAGAGUUAUAGAUUAAAGAAAAAAUUAGAACAUACGUGGAAGUCUAUGAUACACGAUGGUGAUACAGUAUCUGUACAUAGACCUAGUUUUUAUGCUCAAAGAUUCCAGAAAUUCAUGUCACAGACUGUGUUUAAGAAGAUUCCAUCACCUUUGAAACAUUCUCCAUCGAAGAGGAAAUCGUUAUCUCGACCGUUAGGAAGACAUGAAGAAGCUAGCGAACGAGAAACUACAGUUCAGGUGAAGGUGAAUAAUACUAUACCUCAUAGUGGAAGUAAAACAGGUAUCGCUCCGAGCUGUUGCAGUACGCCUCCUCCGACGUACGAAGGCUUAGACGACGAUCCAUCUCACGUGCGGUUGGCAAUGGGGGCAGCGUCAUCAUUGCCGUCGCAAGUGCACUCAGGCUCUCAUUCCUCCCAAUCAACACAAUCCUAUGUUUCUUUACAUCAUAUCGCUGUUAGAAAUUAUAAGGACGACUCUAUGAGCAUAAGUGACAUUAAGCUAGAAUCUCGUCCAGAAAACAAAUCAUCAUCGCUUAGUGUAGAAUCGGGCAGUUCAGGUGCGGGUGGAUAUUCGAGUCAUUCCAGGGGGUUGGCAUGGACUCCCCCGACCUCCGUUGAAGGCUCCACUCCGACCUGGACUGAAGGUACACCCUCUUUUACCGAAUCAUCAAGUAGUGGAGAUAUGGGUUGUCCAACGACUCCCUUGAGGCAAGGAACCCAUACGUCUUCGAAAUCUCAUCACAAGAAAACCGUGGAACACGCUAUCAACUGUCUUACCACUGAAAUGAAUUCUUCCAUUUUGACAAGUGAACCGUCUCGGGCGAGGAAGUAACGACGUACUUUGGAAAAAGUUACAUAAAGUGUUACUCUGCUAGGCCUUGUUAUGGUUAGUGGCUGCAAGCCCUCCAAAGAGAUAAUAUUAUCCAGCUGCAGAUGUGGAUCGUUCGCCGGCUUUCGAGAUAUAAACCCGCCCGAAGCGUUCAAACAUUACCUAAAACUGCUGGUGUUUUUGUGAAGCUUUAAUAUCAAUGUACAAAAUUUGGUGGCACGUUUUGUUGUAAAAUUUUGCUGCAGAUGAACUGUGAUGGGAUUACAAUGUGGCCAUUAUAAACCUGUCAUGAUUUAUCAGCUUAUUAUUAUAUAAAUAUAAAUAUAUAAGAAUUAAUAAGUU